This is a messenger RNA of Platichthys flesus (European flounder), 2855 nucleotides long. Its product is annotated as transmembrane protein 205. The transcript is spliced from 4 exons. Bases 385 to 951 code for a protein of 188 amino acids. NCBI's taxonomy places the organism in Eukaryota, Metazoa, Chordata, Actinopteri, Pleuronectiformes, Pleuronectidae. The record is from RefSeq and is a predicted model, not a curated record.
CACCGAUGCUUCCAGUCUCCGUAUUCAUGUUCACGGUUACGUAAAGGGAGCACGUGCAGGGAGGUGUUACCUGAGAGUUGAGGGGAAUCAGUGGAGUGGACGUCUCUGCCGCACAUUCUGACACUUACUGUUUCCGCCUCCUUCUUCUUCUCCGCUUGUACAGUGUGUUAGCAGCUCGGCUUCUGAAAUUAGCUUCACCGUCACAUCUCCGCCCGCCUGCUUCUGUUACCACAGAAGCUUUGAAGUGGAGCACCAAGAGCCCUCCAGACUACAAGACAACACAUAACAAGGCAUAGCUAGGUACCCCCCCACACGCUGUUUCUGCUGCUGCUGCCGCAGACGACAGUGGAGUCCUGACCACAGAAGAGAGGGUGAGGAGGAACCAUGUCCACCGACCAGGACCCAACGUUCUCAGUCAAGCUGCUGCAGCUGAUGCUGCUCUCCACCUACUGGGGGAUGCAGAUUUGGGUCACCUUUAUUUCAAGCUUUGUGAUGGACAGCCACCUGAGCAGACACACGUACGGGUUUAUUCAGAGUCGCCUUGUCCCGUUCUACCUCCACCUGGGCUCAGCUUGUGCCUUCUUCAACCUCACCAUCUACGCUGUGUAUCACCCCAGCGACAUGCUGGACGACAGAGAAUCCUUUCAGAUCUUCAUCUUCUUUGUGUCGGUGACGGUUGCGGCUGUCAACGCCCAAUGGUUUGGCCAAAUGACAUCAGAGAUCAUGGCAGACAUGCACCUCAUUGAGCAGGCGUGCGGACUAGGGCAGGACAUCGGCCUGUCGUCUAACCGUGAAGCUUACGCCAAGCUGUGUGAGUCGGAUGUCAAAUACAGACACCUCAGCAGUCGCCUGUGGCUGUACAGACUGCUGUCCUCCCUCUGUAACCUCUGCUGCAUCGGCUGCAAUUUCUACAGUCUCUGGUACUUGGCCGAGAACCUCGCCACGCUGUAAAACUGACACUCAGCAGCUGGACUGUAACAUCGCUUGGAAGUUGUCCGUUUUUUACCAAUCUAGAAACCUUUUGUAUCAAAGCCAUAAGUUAUAUAUCUAACACCAAAGGUCUGUCUCUUCACACCUGCCUUAAAAUGAAAAUGGAGUGAAAAAAUCUGUUGGUCCCGAUGUUCUUCUAUCUUGAAGAAUAAUGAAAGGAUUUAUCUUCCAUGCAGAGAUUUCAUUCCCACUUCUUUAUCAGUUUUGACAGAGAAAGAGUCAGUCAAGCUGAAUUUCUCUCUGACAUGUUCUAGGGAGACAAAUCACUUCCUGCAAUGAGCCUAAUGACUGAUCUUUCACCUAGUGAGAGGCUGGUGGCUGGUGCCUUACAAUUUAUUUUUUCACUGUUAUCUUUACCUUGAUAAUAAGGGUCAUUAUAGGAGUCUAUAAAAGGGAAUGCUUUUAAAACUCCAGAGACAAUGCAGGCAGAAAAUGGCUCAAAUUAACUGAACUGCUUUUUAAACGAAGCAACAGAAAGGCAUGUUUAAGUAAUACAACUGCGGCUGUGCUGCUUGGUCCUGCUCUCCCUGUUUGGGUGGAGUUUUUAUACCUUGCUCACAGUGUUGUGUCACAGGUUUAUCUGGCUUUCCAGAAGAUUGAACGUGAUACUAUCUUUAUCUCUCCUGGCUGCUGUUGCUGCUGCUGGUAUAUAAAUAGGUAAAAAACUUAAAGUAUAUGGUAAAUAAUUACAUCUGCAAUCCAUACAAAACACACUGGCACCAUUGAUUUGAUUGAUGUAAUAAUAAAAUAAUGUAUUGGUGUCUGCAAGUUUUACAUUAUGAUCUAACACUUCACAUUAUGCCUUUAUCGUGAGAUGCUGAGCUCAGGCAGCUCACAACCACUCCUGUGGCUCUAUCUGUGCUGUCGCUACUCUUUACAUCUUCUGGUAUAUUUUAACAUUAACAAAGAAAACGUCAUGAAGACAGACAUUUGUUUAAGCCAUGGUCUUCUUCAGAUAGGACUUAUGCAAAUAAAAUAAAAAGCAUUAUUCAGCAGCUUUAUGCUGCUGUGAGAGCACAGUCUUCAUUUGUGGCUGAGAGGGAAUGAACCACAGGCAAAAGUCUGUUUGAAAACCUGAAUGGCUUUUCAGCAGUCAACAUCCCAGGAUGAUCUUCAAAAUCACAUCAGACACACUAUAUAUAUAUUGAUAUUGGUGAAGGAUUUUGUGCUUUAUUUUACAAACCUUCAACCACUGAACAUAAAGACAAUAUUUUAUUAAAGCUAAAUCAUUUCUUCAGUUGUACUCAUACAAGUAUGGGUAAUGUGCUCUUGCAAUAAUGGUCUGAGCCUUUUUUGGCAUUGUUGUUGAAUCUGUGGUUUGUUUGUUUUAUAUUGUGUUGUCUCUGUGCACGUUGAAACCAUGUUGUCCUGCUCUGACAGCACCUCCUUGUUGUAACCUCCUCCUGAAGUGAUACUGCAGCUCUGUGACCUCUGUUCUUCUGGUUUGUGUUUGUGACUGUGAGAAACGUCUAUUAUACCAAAGUAGAAAAAUACUUGAACACAGUUGAACAGCUCUAAUCUGGGCAGGGUAUGGACUCUGUUCCUCUCUUCUUCUGUUUUUAAUAGUUAGUUCAGACUGGACUGAUUAAGGUGCUUAUAUCUGUCGUUACUGGCAAUAACAAUGCAAUAAUAUUACUUGGUUGUUUUAAAUUCCACUUAGUUUGUCUAUUAUAAUUUGAUUAACCUUGGAUACAUCCAUAUUAACAUAAAAGCUCUUUGUGGAUAUGGAGUUUUAGAUAUUCUCACAUAAGUCUCUUAAUGAUGUUAAAGAUAAUGGGUUAAACUAUUUUGGUGGUGGGUUUAUAUUGAGAUGUUUUCACCUGUGUGGUUCUAUGUUUUGCAUAAAAAACAAGUUCUCAAAUCUA